AUGCCCCAGACAUCAAACUCUCCUCCCUUUUGGAGAGUGUUAGAGAGGACGCAAAUAAAGGUGUGGCAGUUGCGCUUAUCACGGUUAUUUCUUAAAAUUCUAAGCUGUUUGGGGGGGUUCUAAGCUGACAUAUGGAAUUGUCUUAAGAUGGUUAUACUAUGGAUAAUUUAGCUAUUUGAUUUGGAACUUUAGGACCCCUUUAGGUAUAAUUUUUUGGGGGAUAAAAUAUUGAAUUUGGACUUUACUACUAUAGCCCAGAGAAACGCAUUGAAUAAGGUAGCUCUGGCACAUUUCACGCAGAUGCGGAAGUGCGACAUCGGCGGAUGCGGUGGAUUGAGAUCACAGGUGGUUGGUGGCACUUUAAUUGGGGAGGACAGUCUCGUGAUAAUGGCUGUAGCGGAAUAGGUGGAAUGGUAUCAAAUACAUCAAACACAUGGUUUUCAUGUGUUUGAUGCCAUUCCAUUUGCUCCAUUAGGCCAAUAGUAUGAGCCGUUCUCCCCUCAGCAGCCUCCUGUGAUUGAGAUGCAUCCAAUGCAAAAAAAAACAUAUCUUGAGCUUAAACUGACGGAUUUUGAUGGGGAUUUUUCAAAAAUGUUACUUAGAUUGAGGUACCAGUGCGUCAAUCACUCUAGGGGGAUUUAUUGAUAAGGAUGGCGGUAAAACCGGGAAUGUGCAUUGUGCCAUAUCUGGUGGCUCACCAUUUCUAUUGGAGUCAUCUCAGGGUAAAUACUACUGCCUCGUCCUUGGAGAAACGCUGGACAGGGAAAUCAACUCUCAGUAUAAUGUCACCAUCAUAGCCACAGAUGAAGGGACCCCGUCUUUGUCCAGUACUAGUAUUAUUACUCUGAUGUUAAUGACAAUGCGCCACGCUUUCCAGAACCCAUUGUUAAUGUGUUCUUAA
Molecule: messenger RNA, 901 nt
Organism: Coregonus sp. 'balchen'
Lineage: Eukaryota; Metazoa; Chordata; Actinopteri; Salmoniformes; Salmonidae
Source: the annotation of a GenBank genome assembly